ACACACACACACACACACACACACAGAGACACACACACACACACACACACACACACACACACACACACACACACACACACCAUUUCAUUUCCAGUACUUUGUAGUCGAUAUGGGAGUUCUCAGUAAACACUGGGUUCUCCUGGCAGCGGGUUCUUCAGGUUGGAAAGACUACGGUGAUCAGGCCAAUGUGUGUCACGCUUACCAAGUCAUGCACCGGAAUGGGAUUCCAGAUGAACAGAUUGUAGUGAUGAUGUAUGAUGACAUCGCUGAUCAUGAAAAUAACCCUGAUAAGGGUAAAAUCAUUAAUGUACCAAAAGGACCAAAUGUUUACACUGGGGUUCCAAAGGACUACACUGGAGAGGAUGUUACAGCUGAAAACUUUCUUGCUGUACUGUGUGGAGAUUCAUCUGCUGUAAAGAAAACAGGAGCAAAAAAAGUAAUACAAAGUGGCAGAAAUGAUACUGUGUUCAUCUACCUAUCAGCCCAUGGAGGUCAGGGUUCCUUUAGCUUUCCAAAUUCCAAACUUUAUGCAAAAGACCUCAUUAAAACAGUGACCGCAAUGUCAAAGACAGGCAAAUUUUCAAAGAUGGUGAUUUAUAUAGAAGCGUGUCAUUCUGGAUCAAUGGUGGAGAAGCUGAAGGACAACAAUGUGUAUGCAGUUUCUUCAUGCAGUCCUGAUGGACUCAGCUAUGCUUGCUACUAUGAUCAAAGAUUAAAGACUUGUCUUUCUUCUUGUUUCACUGCUCACUGGCUACAACACACAGAGACAGUAAAACUCAACACAACCUCAUUUGGAGAUCAGUUUUCUUACCUGAAGAAAAGGGUCAGUGAGUCUAAGAGUCAAAAGGGAGAUACACAGACACCAUGUAACUACGGUGACAUGAACAUACGCAAUUUAAUGUUGAGUGAAUUUCUUGGUGAAUCACGCAACUCAUCCCUGACCCUGGAAAGACAAUAUAAUGAUCUUAUACGAGAGAUUCAGGAGCAGCCUGCAGGAUGUGUUGUGGCCUGAAACAGUGUCUUCCUCCUGUAUCAUGACCAGAGGACGAGACCAGCACAAAGACGCACUCAUUCAUCCUCAAUGGCAGCUUUUGUGUCCACAGCAGCAGGGAAACAUCUUGAAGCUGGCGGUGAUGUGUGCUGCAUGCCGACCUGCUGGAACUUUUCACACAGAGACGAGAAAAGCACAUGCUGUGCGGCUCGGUGGAGUCUCCUGUCUCUUACCUGAACACAGUCUCUGUGUAAACUAACAGUCGAAUUACAAACUGAACAAAUCUGAACCUGAACGUUGGGAAAAUUUUCAUCAGAAUAUUAGAGUUUCUUUUUCUUGAUCUGGUUGUAGAAGAGAAAUAAAUCUGGUACUUCAAUACAGGACAGUUCAUGUUUAGGCAGGAUAGUUCACACACACACAAACACACACAGACACACACAAACACGCGCACACGUGUGCGCACACACACACACACACGUGUGCACACACAUACACACACACACGCAUAAACACAAACACAAAUGCGCACAAACACACAUCUUGUGAUGUCUCCAUUUAAUAAAACCAAUGCUCCUAUCCUUCUCCUACUGGGUCUCAGGGAACCUGGAGUCUCUCAGACUGAGGGCACAGGACAGGGUUCACCCUGGACAGGAUUUCAGUCUAUCACACACAAACACUUUUAGUUUCAUUGCGCCAUUCUGUAUAAACUACUCUUUGAUAGUUCUAUAAUUUGUUUGUGUUUUACUGGUUUAUUUGUUUAUUAGAACCUAUUUUUUUAAAGAAAAUAAGUAAUUCAGCAAUCAUGCUUAUUCUUUAAUAGAGUCUGACUUAUUUCUACACCAGAUAAAAAUAAUGUGGGCUCAAAGUUCCUGGGUUUAAUGACUACAAUUAAGGUACAAGAACUUUGAUGUUACGCUUCAGUUUAAAAGCUUAAAGAACCAGAUCUUAAAUUAUUGCACUUCUAAUAAUCAGCAUUUAUUUACAAAUGGCUUCAAACAUAAAUUAUUUAAUCAUAUAUUAUAGAUGUUAUUUUAUAAUAAAAAAGAUAUUUUUAUCUGUU
This is a messenger RNA of Tachysurus fulvidraco (yellow catfish), 2051 nucleotides long. Its product is annotated as legumain-like. The record is from RefSeq and is a predicted model, not a curated record. Gene Ontology annotation, biological process: vacuolar protein processing. NCBI's taxonomy places the organism in Eukaryota, Metazoa, Chordata, Actinopteri, Siluriformes, Bagridae. The transcript is spliced from 11 exons. Bases 110 to 1012 code for a protein of 300 amino acids. Gene Ontology annotation, molecular function: cysteine-type endopeptidase activity.